CAAUGUGCACCGUAAAACAUAACCAUAUAUUCAAACAAAAAAUCUCUAGCUAACAACAAAGUUAAUGAUACAAAAAUGGAGGAAGUAAUAAGUGAUGAACCCUCCAAUCUCCCCAAACUCCUAAAAGAUGAAGACUUAAGGCAAGAGUGUAAGGACUUGAUGUCAACCUUGCCAAUGGAGCCAACAUACAAACUCUACCAAUACCAAGGUUUUUGGUAUGGAUCUUGGGCUCUUCAAGGAAUCUUAUCUUGUCAAAAGCACUUUGAAGCCAAUGACAAAGAUAUCAUCCUUGUUACCACUCCCAAAUCAGGCACCACUUGGAUUAAGGCUUUGACUUUUGCAUUGCUUAAUAGGAAUAAACAUCCACAUACACAAAAAAAUCAUCCUUUGCUUGUUACCAACCCUCAUAUUCUUGUACCCUUUUUAGAGUCUCUAUUCUAUGAUGAGAAGUAUAUUGUUUCAAACCUUAGCCAAUUUCCCUCUCCAAGGCUACUAUCCAUUCAUGCUCCUUAUGUUUCAUUGCCGAAAUCGGCGAAAGAGUCCAACUGUAAGAUAGUGUAUCUGUGUAGAGAUCCGAAAGAUAUAUCUGUUUCGAUGUGGAAAUUUAUGGAGACGCUUAUGCCGGAAAUUAGAGGAUCCAACUUGUUUGAUGAAUUUUUUGAGUUGUUUUGUAGAGGAGUGAAUCUAUAUGGACCAUUUUGGGAGCAUGUGUUGGAGUAUUGGAAAGAAAGCUUGAAAAGGCCAGAAAAAAUAAUGUUUCUAAGGUAUGAACAAAUGAAAUUGCAUCCUACUUUGGUUUUGAAAAAGUUAGCUGAAUUUUUAGGGUGUCCAUUUUCCAAACAAGAGUUAGAUAAUGGCAUGCUUGAUGAUAUCUUAAAGUUGUGUAGUUUUGAUAACUUGAGAAAUUUGGAGGCGAAUAAAAAAGGAACAAUAUCAAUGUUUGGUUUUGAUAUAGAAAACAAAAGUUUCUUCCGCCGUGGUGAAAUUGGUGAUGGGAAGAAUUUUCUCACAAUGGAAAUGGUUGAGAAAAUAAACACUAUUACUCAAAAGAAAUUCUCUCAAUAUGGCCUAAAUUUUGAGAAUUUUACCAUGGUAUAAUUUAUUUUACGCAUACGUACUUAUUUUGGUUGAUUAUUGUAAUGUAUAUUAAUGAAGCGUUGAUGCAGUAAAAUUUUAAUUUUUUUUUU
Molecule: messenger RNA, 1187 nt
Organism: Arachis duranensis
Lineage: Eukaryota; Viridiplantae; Streptophyta; Magnoliopsida; Fabales; Fabaceae
Product: cytosolic sulfotransferase 12
Exons: 1
Coding region: 76-1098 (340 amino acids)
Biological process (GO): sulfation
Cellular component (GO): cytoplasm
Molecular function (GO): sulfotransferase activity
Source: RefSeq, a predicted model, not a curated record